Messenger RNA from Triticum aestivum (bread wheat), 1425 nucleotides. RefSeq lists its product as uncharacterized. NCBI's taxonomy places the organism in Eukaryota, Viridiplantae, Streptophyta, Magnoliopsida, Poales, Poaceae. The transcript has 3 exons. The record is from RefSeq and is a predicted model, not a curated record. Bases 1 to 1425 code for a protein of 474 amino acids.
AUGUCGAGCGAUGGCGGACCAACAGUAGCUGUGAAGAUGUUCGUCGACAAGGAGAAGAAAAGGGUGCUGUUCGCAGAAUCCGACAAGGAGUUCGUCGACGUCCUCUUCAGCUUCCUCACGCUGCCUCUCGGCACGAUCGUUCGUCUUCUUGGCAAGCAGUCUCAGAUAGGGUGCCUUGAUGAACUGUACAGGAGUGUGGAGAGUCUCAAUCAAGAUCACUUCCAAACCAUGGAAUGCAAGGCCAUGCUUCUUAGUCCUGUCAAUGCUGCGGCAUUCCACUUGGAUCGGCUCAAGGUAAAAUUUGACGAUACCAAUCAAAGUGGAUUUUACACUUGCGCACCACACAGGCAGUUUAGCUCUGUACCACCUGGUUGCAAACAUGGCUGCUCGUCAAGCUUCUGGAAAUGUCCACCGCAUCUUCUUGCUGCUGUUCGAGACUAUGGGGAUGGGGUGUUUGUCAAACAUGGUCCGAAGUACAUCGUCACUGAUGAUCUCCAUGUGGCUCCUGCUUCUACAAGACUUGUCUUUUCCCUGCUCGACAGGUUUGGGCUACAAGAUCAAGCCAAGCUUGAGGAGAAAAUUCUUGAACUGAAUGCCAAGAAAAUAAUUAGGUUGCUUAAGAACGUACUGAUCUCCAAGCAACCCUUGACUGCACUAUGUUUUGACGUCUGCCUCUCAGUCCCACUGACAAAAUAUUUGGAUCAGUUACCUGAAAAUCUGUUUCCCAAAGAAGCCAGUGAGGAUAGUAAGCCCGUGCUCAGCGCAGUCGAAAUAACGCUCGUCCAUACGAAGGACAAGGCAUCGGUGUUGUAUGCCGAAGUCGGAGGGGAUUUUCUUGAUCUUCUCUUCGGGUUGCUUUGCGUUCCACUUGGAUCCAUAAUCAAGACAUACGGUCAAUGGUCACAAAACGGGUCCAUCGAUGGUCUUUAUAGAAAUAUUGACGAGAGCGCAAGAACAUGGAUGAAACAAGAAUGCCAAACGGUACUUCUAGCUCCCAAGUUGGCACCCUUCUUUGGUUGCAGCAGCAAUGUACUACAAACAGAAGAGAUGAGCCCAAGAAGUCUGGCCUUCACAUGCUUCAACUGUCGUGCAGUUAAAGUUGCAUACGGCCGAACCGGUUGCAGUUGCAGGUACCCUACGGAGGUAACUGUCACGGAAUCGAACCCGAAGUUCCAAGGCAUAGGAAUUGUCAGCACAGCAUAUGUCAAGGGAGGGCUCAGAAAGUUCCUGGUGACGAGUGACCUGCGCGUCCUCGAUUUCACCAUGACCAACACUCUGCAAGUCAUGAGCGCAGCUAGGAUUCCGAAGGAGAAGCUUGUGGAGAAAGAUCUCACUCUCGACAAAGCCCAGGUUCUGAAGCUGCUAAGGGCUGCAAUGCUGACUCGCGACGCCCUCACCAGCUUGCUCCUGCCUCACAAGAAGUAG